Rana temporaria (common frog) is the source of this 1195-nucleotide messenger RNA. RefSeq names its product hydroxyacylglutathione hydrolase (gene HAGH). Bases 55 to 1068 code for a protein of 337 amino acids. NCBI's taxonomy places the organism in Eukaryota, Metazoa, Chordata, Amphibia, Anura, Ranidae. The transcript has 10 exons. The record is from RefSeq and is a predicted model, not a curated record. Gene Ontology annotation, cellular component: mitochondrion. Gene Ontology annotation, molecular function: hydroxyacylglutathione hydrolase activity. Gene Ontology annotation, biological process: glutathione metabolic process.
GGCUGUCAGUGCUGAGUCCUCCUCUCGCUGCAACGUGCAGCCGGCCCCCUCAGGAUGAUGCUGUUUGGGUGCAGGAGGAGGCUGUGGUGCGCACUGUCCUUCCUGGGAGCUGCGGCUGGCUGCAGACUGGGCUCUGCAUAUUUGGGGACCAGCACCCCACCUUUUCAGCAAGAAGAGUCUGACUUUCGAAAAUCCAAAGUGGUUGCUCAGCGCAACAUGAAGAUCGAGCUGAUUCCUGCCUUGACGGACAAUUACAUGUACCUCCUGAUUGAUGAGGAGACGAAGGAGGCCGCCAUUGUGGAUCCAGUACAGCCAAAGAAGGUUGUUGAUGCAGUGAAGAAGCAUGGAGUGAACCUGACAUCGGUCCUCACCACACACCACCACUGGGACCAUGCGGGAGGCAAUGAGAAACUUGUGAAAAUGAUGUCAGGGCUGAAGGUUUAUGGUGGAGACAGCAGAAUUGGAGCAUUAACUCAGAGAGUUUCCCAUCUAACCACAUUUCAGGUUGGCUCCCUUCAUGUGAAGUGUCUCUACACACCAUGUCACACCUCGGGACAUAUCUGCUACUAUGUGACAAAGCCCAACAGCUCCGAGCCACCAGCAGUAUUCACAGGUGACACCCUCUUUGUGGCCGGCUGUGGCAAGUUUUUUGAGGGGACGGCGGAAGAAAUGUACAAAGCUCUGAUAGAGAUACUGGGAAAGCUUCCACCAGAGACAAGAGUGUACUGUGGACAUGAAUAUACGAUCAACAAUUUGAAGUUUGCACGUCACGUGGAAUCAAACAAUGAACAGAUCAAACAAAAGUUAUCUUGGGCUAAGGAAACGUACAACAAUGGGGAACCCACCAUUCCAUCCACACUGGCAGAAGAGUUUACAUAUAAUCCAUUUAUGAGGGUCAGGGAGAAGUCUGUUCAGGACCACGCAGGGGAGAGUGACCCCAUUUCUACGAUGGCAUCAAUCCGCAAAGAGAAAGAUAAUUUCAAGCUUAUAACACAGACCUUACCACAUUUUUCAGACAUCCACACCACGGCUGUAGACAGAAGACUCCACUGUCCCCCGCAGUUCUGAAGAUACAUCUGCUCACCACAGCUGGAGUAAUAGGAGAUGAUGGAAAACUUUAAUUAAAAAAAAUCCAUAAUGUAUAAUUAAUACACAAGCCAUUGCAACUGAUAUUAAACAACUACGUUCACACCCA